AUGACAACGAGCUUUAAUAGUCCGACCAGGAGCCCUGCGAGCUCCAGGAUACAAUUUGGCGGCCUUGGCAGUGUUUCUAGGCUGAGAUCUUCCUCCCUCAAGAAGCCGCCGGAGCCGCUUCGGCGUGCCGUUGCCGAUUGUUUGUCUUCUUCGGCUCCAUCGAACCAUGGGAGCCCUUCCUCAACCGCCUCCGAAGCUUUACGGACACUUAGGGAUUAUUUGGCUUCAAGUUCAACAAUUGAUUUGGCUUAUGGCGUGCUUUUAGAACACACACUUUCUGAAAGGGAACGCAGCCCAGCUGUUGUUGCAAGAUGUGUCUUGCUUUUGAAACGGUAUCUUCUAAGAUACAAACCAAGCGAGGAGACAUUGCAGCAGAUAGAUCGUUUUUGUGUUAGCAUAAUUGCUGAGUGCGAUAUAAACCCAAAUCGUAAAGUAGCACCCUUGCUCGGUCCUUUAAGUCAGCAAUCUGGAGCAUCCACUGUGUCCGCAAAACUUUCUCCUCUGCCCGUGUCAAAUUUUGCAUCGGGGUCUCUCAUGAAGUCACUAAAUUAUGUUCGCUCUUUAGUUUCUCAAUACAUCCCAAGACGAUCUUUUCAACCAGCAGCUUUUGCGGGAGCGCCUUCUGCCUCAAGGCAGACACUUCCAACCUUAUCAUCUCUAUUGAGCAAGUCUUUCAAUUCCCAACUCAGCCCUGUUGGUGGUACAGAACCUUCUGAAAAGAAAGAAGCAUCAGCCUUAUCAAUUUCAAAUUCGUCAAUUCCUGAAGAAGUUGAUGGAUCAGAAAACCAUGAGUACAUUCCCAUUGACGUUUUUAAAUGGCGGUGGUUUGGAGACCAACAAUCGUCGCUUCUUUCAGCUAAAAGUGAUCAUGUUUUGAGACCCCAAGAUGUCAGCGCACAUAAUUUUCUGGAAGUAGGUGCAGCUGCUCUUCUUGUGGGAGACUUGGAAGCUAAAAUGAAAGGCAAACCUUGGGGGACUUUUGGGACCGCUGAAAUGCCUUUUCUCGAUCAACUUCUACAGCCGUCCUUGCUUACAACUGUAACAAAUUCUGCCGCUGCUCAUGGGCAUCUAAGAGCAAUAACAACAUUGAAACGCUCAAAGCCUGGACCUCAACAAAUUUGGGAAGAUACUCCAUUGAAUACUUUUCGUCCCCGAGCAAGGCCUCUUUUCCAGUAUCGCCAUUACAGUGAACAGCAACCUUUACGUUUGAAUGCCGGGGAGGUAUGUGAAGUUCUUGCUGCAGUUUGCACUGAGGCACCAUCUCCAAAUGCUAAUGCUCUGACAGUCUCAUCCAAAUUAAGCAAUAACAGUGGAAGGCCCUCAAUGGAUGUGGCAAUGAGUGUGCUUGUUAAACUAAUAAUAGACAUGUAUGUUUUGGAUCCUGAAACUGCCGGUCCACUUACUCUAUAUAUGCUCGAGGAAAUGCUUAAUUCACCAAAACUGGUGUCCAAAUCUAGGGCUUUUGAUUUGAUUCUCAAUCUUGGUGUUCAUGCACAUCUAUUGGAGCCGCCACCACAGGAUGAUCCUGCAUUGAUUGAAGACGAAUAUUCUCAAGAACAAAAUUUGGACAAUGAAGUGCCACUUCCUUCACAGGGAAUGAGGAAGAUGAAUUAUCUUAAGAAAAUCGGAAGUUCUUUAGCUGUUGACAAGUUUGAGUGCUGGAUUCUGGGUAUUCUCUCUGAGGUUCUUCUUCAUCUCGUCCAGGUUGAAGAGAAGGAAGAAUCUAUCUGGGCUUCUGCCUUGAGCUGCUUGCUUUAUUUUGUCUGUGAUAGGGGCAAAAUCCGAAGGUCCAGAUUGAAAAUACUUGACAUACGUAUUAUCAAGGUCUUAUUGAAAGUUAGCCGGGAACAUUAUUGGGCUGAGGUCGUUCGAAGCAAGCUAAUCUGCAUGUUGACAAACAUGUUUUAUGAAGUUACUGAUGGAUCUGGUAAAGGUGCUUCGGCUAGCCCACUGCAUUUCAUCGAGCAGGUUGAUCUGAUCGGAGGAAUUGAGUUUAUAUUUGUUGAGUUAGUGCUUUCAAACUCCAGAGAUGCGAGGAAUAAUUUAUAUCUGGUGCUAUUUGAUUAUGCCUUGCAUCAAAUAAAUGAAACAUGCGCCACAACAGGGGUUUCUGAAUAUAGUGACGAAGAGAUCCAACCUAUUGCUAACUUGCUCAUGUUGGCUGAUGCUGCCGAGGCAUUACACAUUUCUGUCAAACUUGGUGUUGAAGGCAUUUUGCAGCUUUUGAAGAGAUCAGUUUCUGCUGCAUUGUUGAGAUAUCCAAAUAGUGAUAGACUAGUUGUGCUGAUGGAGAAGAUCGUUGAGAAGUUUGAUGCACUUAUAAGAUCCUUUACUCAUGUGGAUAAAGAAUUUGGUCAUAUGAUAAAGACAGCUAAAUCCUGCAAAUUUCUGGAAAGCAUCGACAGAUAUCAAAUCAGCCACAGCAACAAAGCAAAGCUCUCUUGGGCCACUUUACACUCUCUACUACAUUCUGACAUACCCCAAUAUCGUCAUCAUGGAUAUCUGUGGUUGGGUGAAUUGCUUAUAUCUGAAAUUAGUGAGAAUGGUGAAAUGAGUAUCUGGUCAAGGAUUCAAAACCUGGGGAAUAAAAUUUCCCUUGCUGGUGUUAAUGAUGACACAGCUGCACUGGAUGUACCUUUGCAUGUUUGGCUUCUAUGCGGACUUCUAAAGUCGAAAAAUAAUUUUAUUAGAUGGGGCUUUCUGCAUGUCCUGGAGAGGCUUCUUAUGCAGAGCAAAUUCCUUUUAGAUGAGAGUGACGUCAAUCCUGCCCCAAAUGUUGAAGCUGCUGGGCAUGGAAAUGACAAUAGCCGUCUUGAGAAAGCUAAUGCGGUCAUUGAUAUUAUGAGCAGUUCCUUGUCUUUAAUGGCUCAGAGAAACGAGACCGACCAUAUCAACAUAUUGAAGAUGUGCGACAUUCUGUUUUCCCAAUUAUGUUUGAAAGUCACGCCUCCAACUGCAACUCCCCUCGGAGAUGUUAUGCUAGGUGAUAAAGAUGCUAAUGGAGAUUGGUACCAAACAGCCAAUGCAGAACCUUUAUCUCAAAAGGAGAAUGAUAACUGGGAAUUGUCUUCUGGUGAAACUAAGAGCAAAUUUGACCAAAAGAAAAGUUCCUUGGUCGAAGAGACUGCAUCUAUGGCAGCAUUGCUACUUUGUGGGCAGGCAAUUGUUCCCAUGCAAUUGCUUGCUCGUGUUCCUGCUGCUUUGUUUUAUUGGCCUUUAAUACAACUUGCAGCUGCUGCGUCAGACAAUAUUGCUUUGGGGGUUUCCGUUGGUAGCAAAGGAAGAGGAAAUGUACCUGGUGCAACAUCUGACAUCAGAGCUACUCUUUUGUUACUAUUGAUUGGCAAAUGUACUGCAGAUCCUGCUGCUUUUAAGGAAUUUGGUGGUGAAGAGUUUUUCUGGGGGCUGUUGGAUGAUCCUGAUUCAAGGAUAGCUUAUUAUUCUUCAACUUUUCUUCUAAAGGCAAGUUUACUACUAGUGCUUCUGACCAUUAUAUGCAAUCUUAUAUGA
This is a messenger RNA of Oldenlandia corymbosa var. corymbosa, 3510 nucleotides long. The record is from the annotation of a GenBank genome assembly. NCBI's taxonomy places the organism in Eukaryota, Viridiplantae, Streptophyta, Magnoliopsida, Gentianales, Rubiaceae.